GGAAGCGGGAGGGCAGAGCGAAACAGGAAAAGAAGGGAAGAAGGAAGCAGAGGGAAGAAGAGAGGGAGGAGGAGGGGUGGCGGCGCCGUGGCGGAGGAGCAGGAGCAGGAGGGGGAUGGAGAGGAGAAGGCUCCUGGGUGGCAUGGCGCUCCUGCUCCUCCAGGCGCUGCCCAGCUCCCUGUCAGUGAGGGCUGAGCCCCCGCAGGAUAAGGAAGCCUGUGUGGGUACCAACAAUCAAAGCUACAUCUGUGACACAGGACACUGCUGUGGACAGUCUCAGUGCUGCAACUACUACUAUGAACUCUGGUGGUUCUGGCUGGUGUGGACCAUCAUUAUUAUCCUGAGCUGCUGCUGCGUCUGCCACCACCGCCGAGCCAAGCACCGCCUUCAGGCCCAGCAGCGGCAACACGAAAUCAACCUGAUUGCCUACCGGGAAGCCCACAAUUACUCAGCGUGGCCGUUUUACUUCAGGUUUUUGCCAAACUAUUUGCUACCUCCUUAUGAGGAGGUGGUGAACCGCCCUCCGACUCCUCCCCCUCCGUACAGUGCCUUCCAGCUACAGCAGCGGCAGCUGCUGCCUCCUCAGGGCGGCCCUGCAGGCGGCGGCCCCGCAGGCGCUGACCCGCCGCAGGGCUCCCACGGAGCACAGAGCAGUCCUUUGUCUGGACCGAGCAGAAGCAGCACAAGACCCCCAAGUGUCGCAGAUCCUCAGUCUCCUGACGUGCCCACUGACCGGGAAGCCACCAAAGCCCCUGGGAUGGAGCCCAGCGGCCCCGUGGCCGGCCACGGGGAGCUGGAUCCAGGGGCCUUCCUGGACAGGGAUUCAGAGUAUAAGGAGGAGCUUCUGAAAGAUUCGAAUUCCGAACCUGGCAGCGUCCCCACCGACAGCAAAGACAAGACACCCAGCAGGCACCGCCGCUUCACAGGCGACUCGGGCAUUGAGGUGUGUGUGUGCAACCGGGGCCACCACGAUGACGACCUCAAAGAGUUUAAUACACUCAUCGAUGAUGCUCUGGAUGGGCCCCUGGACUUCUGCGACAGUUGUCACGUUCGGCCUCCUGUUGACGAAGAGGAAGGGCUCUGCCUGUCCUCGGAGGGGCAGGUGCGAGAGCACGGGCACCCCCACGUGCCACGGCCGCCCACGUGCCUGCUGCUGAACACCAUCAGUGAGCAGGACUCCCCAAACUCACAGCGCAGCAGCUCCCCCAGCUAGGACAGGCCCUGCCUGCACCCAGGAGCUCAACGACAACCAGGGUCGGGGACACCCAUGAGAGAAGCAUUAAGUGACUUGUACAAGUGGUCCGGCCACUUUGUCCUCUUAUUUUUUUAUCCCUCCUGUCCCACCUCGCCCACAUCUCCAGGUACAGAUUCAGGGUGUGGAUGCCUCCUCUCCCCACAAAAGCACAGUGUUCUAGAAGAACACUAGGAGAAGCUGUUUCUGUGACUCAUUCCGCAUCCCCCCCACUUCAGAGCUGUGGCUUGCCUACCCACUUGGCUGAGAGGACUGGGGCUGGACUGCGCCCUAAGGUGGUUCUCAGUGACGGAGUGGAUUCACAAGAGAACUGUCUCAGUCUGGGAGACACAGUGUAUCUUGGCCCUGAAUGAAGAAAGAAGCGCUCAGGGGCCUGGAGACUGUCACCUGUGGCUGCCAGCAGGGACUGUCACCUGUGGCUGCAGAGCCAGUACUGGUCAGAUCCUGUGGGAGGGUGAGAGCAGGCAGGCAGGGUGGCGAGGGACUGGGUAAUCUGACAAAGUACAUAUCUGCGCAUUGAGGAGGGGACCCUUCCCAGCAGGCUUUGGCCAGCCUUGGCCUGGGUCAGGUAUAGAAGGUUAUAGUAUGUUCUCCGUGUUUUCCUUUAAAAGCAAGUCACAGAGGCUAGCCGGAAAGAAGGACCAGGUCAGUGGGCAGGUGGGAAUUCUCUUCUGGACAAGGGAAGUCUGCUGCUUCUUUUCCCCAGGCUGAGUUCCCAAGAGUCUGACUACUGUCGGGCCAGGAGGAGAGUCUGAACUGGCCUGAUGGCCGUAGCCUUGGCCCUUCCGUUGAGGAGACCUGAGUCUCAAGGCUGGUAGAGAUGAUAACCCCCUUCACUUCUGCCCUUUGUCCGCGCCCACCCAUGAUCAGUGGCCCUCGCCCCUCCUGAACACAGCCUGCAGUCUCUGUCUCCCUCCCUGUCCUCUGUAAGCAGAUGGACUAAGGAACACUAAUUGUGUUCAGGGCAAGGCGGCCUCAUAGCCUGGCUGUCACACAGUAGUUCCUGUUGCAUUUGACUAAGUGUUGUUUGUGUCUUUGUUUGCUUUAACUUGACCACUUAGAAGGAACACCUCGGUUAUCUGUGGCUGCUGUGGCCCUAGCCUGCUGGAGAAGCAUGAGUCACUUUCCUGUCCAGCCUGUGUAAAGAGUCACCUGGGUAGGAGGUGACAGCUGCCUCCCCUCCAGCAGACCUUGGGGCAGGAGACUUGGUCAUGCUCUGUCUGGAGAAAAGAGCCUCUGAGAGGAACAUUCCCCACCCCGCCCUGCUCAUUCGAAGAGUUUGGUUCCUCCCUGCUCUUGAACGGUGAUGAUGCUUGGACUGCCAUUAUGGUGAGAAAGGAAAGAAGGAAGAAAACCCAAGUCCAUCUGUAAACACACAGACAGACCGGAGGCUGUAAGGUUGACAACGAGUCUGCAUUUAGAUACCACAAACCAAAAUCCUUGUCGAACAAAAGUGAAGUCUACACAGUGAUGUUGGAUGGCGUGUGUGUGUGUGUGUGUGUGUGUGUGUGUGUGUGUGUGUGUGUAUUUGUGUGUUUGUGUGUGUGUGUUUGUGUGUGUGCGUGCGCAUGCGUGCUGUGGUAUGUGGCCCCGAGCCCUGUGUUCCUGUGAAGAUACUUUGAAUGGCCAUUCUGCUCACAUCAUCCACAUGCCUGGAGCACGUAUGGCCCUCUCAAGGUAAUUUAUUAUUUUACACAUUUACUGUUUACCGAACAAUCUUCUGACCGUACUCGGGUGUAUUCUGCGAUCUUGUCGACGGGCGUCGCCUGUGUUUGCCAGCGACCCUGCCGUCCAGGAGAGGCUUCUUACUCAGCUCACCACUGCGAUUUGCACAUUGCUCCACGGACACUCAGAGGCCCCUAUUCUUCUGUUCCUGUUCCCCGUACGUGGAAACAUUGGGAACCAGUCCCCCUCCCUCUGCUGCUUUCAGACAGAAGCUCAAUUGAGUCUGAGUUACAAGCGUGGACUGGCUGUGGCCCAGACAUUGGCCUGCCCAGGAUCACCAGGAGUCUCUGGCGGAGACCUCGGUUCCGCAUGGCACCACUCAGCCACCAAGGUCCAGAGAGGGCUGGUGCGUGGUCAGAGGGGCCCGAGCUGCGUUCUUGUUAAAAUCCCAGACACCUCACUGAAGUGUCUCAGAGGAGAGAUAAGUUUUCCCAAAACAAAACCUGAUGGUGAGGUGGGCUCUUCUCAAGUCUCUGCCCUGGCAGUGUGAGGAGCUGGCCUGAGUGCUGACUAGCUUUACUGAAGCACCCACCAUGAUGAGCGAGCCACAGUCUGGCCCCUGCUGCUUUAGGCCACCCUGAUUCUCAGAGCGCAGGAAAUGGUGAGUUGGGGGCCAGGGAGACUUGACUUGAGUUGGGUUUCCAGGUAGGAGGAGUUGGGCAAAGGGCUUGGUGCUACGGUCAGACUUGCAGCCGCUAACACAUUCCUGUGUGAGACCCACCACCGUCUGUCAGUUAUUGUGAAUAUGUGUAUUUUAAGCAAUAAGAUUCAGCAGCUCAGACUGCCCUGGGAAGUCUGGGUGACAAUAUCCUGUGCUGUGAUUGUCCGGAAGACAGAGUGGCUCCAACCACUGUGAGAAACCCCAAUAAAAUCAGUCUCAAGUGUUCUA
Apodemus sylvaticus (European woodmouse) is the source of this 3866-nucleotide messenger RNA. RefSeq names its product WW domain binding protein 1 like (gene Wbp1l). The coding region runs from base 116 to 1213 and encodes 365 amino acids. NCBI's taxonomy places the organism in Eukaryota, Metazoa, Chordata, Mammalia, Rodentia, Muridae. The record is from RefSeq and is a predicted model, not a curated record. The transcript is spliced from 4 exons.